GGACGGAUAAACCAUAUUUCGGAAAAAUUCCUGCGGCGUAUAAACGCAGUUUACGUGUGUUUAGCCUCCCUGCAGCGAGCUCUAUAAACCUCCCGGUGUGACGUCCUCGUUUGACGCACAUCUGCCGGCGAGCAAAAAGCCGAACCAAGCAACAAAUUAGCAGCAGAAUUCCUGAAGACAUCACACACGUUUCCCGAGUGUCCUCUCAUUACCUGUAGUUUAAGCUCCGCGUCUCCGGCUGGACACGCGCUCAAUAGUGAGAGUGUUUCUCAGCUGGACGAGAGGAUAAACGUUCACUCUGUCAGAUUUGGAGGUCGACAGCGUCUGACUGUGUGUGUGUGUGUGUGUGUGUGUGUGUGUGUGUGUUUGGAUGACUAAGGAGGCAUGGCGUGACUCUUAAGGAUGUUUAUUCUGAAGAGGGUCUGGUAAAAAUCAUUGAAUGAAUUCCCUGCUUGUCUAAUUUUUUUUUUUCCAGCGGCGUGUUUUUUAAUUUUGCUCAGGAUGGACAGAUCACCAGUGAUGGAGAACAAUUUGUCACUUCGUUUGCUCGUCUGAAAGAAUGCAUCCCUCCACAGCGAUAAGUCCCCCAGCACACUUGCCAGAAUCAAGCGGCAGAGAAGUUGGACUAACCAGAAUAUCAAGCAGCAGCCAGGUUAAGGUGUGCACUCUUCAGGUUCAAGGACAACAAUUUCCCAUCCUUCCUCUGUAGGCAUUCUGGAGCAAUAAGACUUGACUACACAAAUGUGUAUCCUCCCACAAAGGCAGCAUAUAAAUCUUCGAAGAGUGUAGAAUUAGAUAUCAGUAUGACGGAGUUCAAGGACACAACCAACCGCCAUCUCAGGCACAAACUUCAAAGUCUGGGUCGCCGUCUGGAUGAGCUUGAGGAGGCCACAAAUAAGCUGCACAAGGCUGAGGAUGAGCUUCUGGACGUCCAAGACAAAAUCAUUCAGGCCGAGGGAAGUAACUCAUCCUUGCUCAGUGAUGUCGAAGCACUUCGAAAAAGAGUUCUUAAAAUUGAAGGGAAGGAUGAGGAGGUGAGAAAAGCAGAAGAUCUUUGCCGAUCGUUAAAGGAGAAGCUUGAAGAGGAAGAGACUCUUACUAAGGAGCUUAAAUCGGAGAUUGAGCGUCUUCAGCUCAAAAUGACCGAACUGGAGAAGCUAGAGGAAGCAUUUGGGAAGAGCAAAUCAGACUGCUCGCAGCUCUGCCUGAGCCUUAAUGAGGAAAAGAAUCUUACUAAGAAGCUCUCGGCUGAGCUAGAGGCCCUGAAGGGCAGAGUAAAGGAAAUGGAUUCCUCUGAGGCAUCUCUGAACCGUGCAGAGCAGGCCCUGACCACAGAGAUGGAGAAACUAAAAGGCCUCACUCAGACAUUUGUUAUGGAGCGCAAAAAGCUUCUGGAAAAACAGAGAGAAGAUGAGAAAAUCAUUCUCAAAUUAACUGAAAAACUUGAACAGAAGAGUAAGGUAGGUUUGUUAGAUCAUAGUUUCAACCAGUCCCAUGAUCUUAUAAUUGAGGACGACCUCUCAGCUGGCCUCAGUAGCAAACUGGCACGUAAGAAGAAGCUCUCGCAUGAUUUGGGCUUGAGAAACAAAUCGGAGAAUGAGAAAAACAGCCUAGAAGGGCAGGAGGACAACAAGAUCAAAGACCUUACACAAGAAGUAGAGCAUCUAAAGAGCCGUCUGAAGCGGCUGGAGAUGGUAGAAGGGGACCUAAAAAACACAGAAUCAAAGAAUGCUGAGCUAGAGGAAAAGUUUCAGCAAGAGAGGAGUCGCAACCAAGUUCUGAUGGACCAACUUGAGCAGCUUAAGAUUCAGCUUUUUAGCAGUAAUAAUAGUAGUAAUGGAAGCCUGGUUGUGUCCAGUGCAACAAACGUUCUUGAGAAUGGCAAAGCCGAAACUGAGGAAAUUAACAUACGUGGAGGCUUUAGGCAGGAAAAGAAGGCUAGGGUUUUGGCUGCAACUGAGACAGUUAACCCAAAGUACAAAAGAAGAGACAAUUCACCACAGCAAAUGAAAUUUAAGAAUAAAGAACUUGGCAAAUCAACCGAGAAAUCGCCCACACGGAGGGCACUAAGUCCUGCCCAUAGGCCCAAGAAGACUGGGGUGAAAACUGGUGACACUGGGCUAAAAGAUGGCAAAAGUGCUGAGGAGAAACUCGGAAGUCCCUUUCAGGCCACAUCCGUCGGAUCUGCAAGUGAUAAAAAGUUUUCUGUACUUAGCCGUUACCCUCCUGCUGCCAGUGACCAAAAGCCUGGAAAGGUAUUGGUUAAACCAGGCAAUCCCGAAAGCAAAAAAGUAAGUCGCGUUGUGGCCCCAACAGAAAAGAACAGAGUGACUGAAACUGAGUCUUCUGCUCCACCACAGGAGGUAGCUGCAGUGUCGAGCCUUUCUCAGGCAAAUGGGUCUUAUACUGCGUACAGAUCCCAUGUAACGCCAUCAGGUUAUGUUGAUCAUGGAUCUGAAGGUCACUCGUCAGCCUCUGAAACAGAAUCUGUUGGAUCAAAGCGAUCAGUGGGUGAGCAAGACACUGCUCAUGUAUCAUCUGUUUUAAGGAGCAGACCAAUAGAUUCCAAGUUUUCAAGGUACACACGAUUGCAAGAUUCUCACUCGGGGGGAUCUUCAACAAGGAGCUCUUAUGAUGAAGAGCAGCACAGGGCACUAAUGAGUGGUGGAGAAGGUGAACCUCAGGAACCAUUACAGGUAUCCACUGGGAUUGAAAUCCAACGUGUGUGCAGUCCACGUGAGUCUCUAUGCUCUAAGGUACUCAUCAAGCCUGCCAUCGUAGAGUAUGAUAUGAAGGAAAUGAUGUCAGGUGGGAGCAUAGAACCAACACAUAGCAAUGAGAAACCAAAAAUAGCCACCAAGCCUAGCAAAAUGACCAGCAGCAUUACUUUCUAUCCCAAUGACCCCAGCUCUUCUCGAACCAGCAGUCGAAGCAGCAGCGUUUCAAGUGAACCUCCGGCCAAGGAGCGACACACUUCCACCAGCAACAUUGUCAUUGUUCCAAAUGCUGAGCUCAGAGGCAGCAUCACAAUCCCAUAUGAAAUAUCCAUUCCCAAGAGCGAGAUUACUCUAAGGCCAUGUGAGGGUGAUACCGAUGACUCAGAUCUUCGAGAUGUCUUGGAGACAGCUCAUAUAGAAACCACCGUUCUGUCCAGAAGCAGUUUGAACUUUCAGUCACCGGAAAUAUCCUCUGAGCUGAACAACAGUGAAUCUGGUUUUGAGAGCAGUGGAAGCGUUACUACUACCACCACUACUACCACAGUCACUAGCCGCAGAAGCCACACCAACGACCACGAAGAUAACGUGCCAGAGAUGAAGAAUGUGACCGUUAGAAGUGCAUGGAGGACUCGAGGUGCAGUAUCUGUGGACCAACUUAGUCAGGGACCAAGACAUGAUGGUUUGGAGGAUGAAACGGAACCCUCAACAUGGAGAGCCUACAGAGCUACUACUAUCCUGGACACGGAUGAUAAUUUAACGUCUCCCAGUGUCCCCACACGAUGUGGAAAGCCAAGCCCAGCCGAGAGAUACAUGCGGAGGAUCAGUACUGGAAAUAUUGGUCGGGAUUCCCUGGAGUUGUCUCGCAGGCACAAGAACGUGUCCCAGAUUGAUCAAACAAUUAUCUCUCAUGAGCCUGUCUGUGCCCAGCAGCUGCAACCAAGAAUGCGAAAAGAACCCCCUGCUGGCGAUGAGGGCGAGCCGUCAGCGAGCUCAUGGAGGAGGCAGUCGGCAGGUGAGGUCAACUCGUCUGAGCGGCUCAGAGGUCGGGGCGUGUUGACCGGCAAGGCUAGCGUCAGAGACGGGAGUCGCCUCUGGACCAGCCAUCAUCAUGACAACUGACCCUGUGCUCCAUUGCUCUUCCACAGAGGUCCCAUGUGAGGCGACGAUCUCGUGUGUUUAGGCUCCGCUGCAUCUCAAUCCUCAGACAUCUCCAAGCUGCACGUGAACUCCCCUAUAGCCCCUCCCCUCCCUUCCCCUGACCCGACCCGACCCGACCCGACCCUGACCUCUCCCACAGCUGCCCUCGUGUGUCCCCGGGACUGGACGCAUGUUCGAACAGAGGGAAGGGGAAACGGAGGAACAGGGGGAAGUGCUGCUGAGAUACGGCACAGUUUAGGGUGGAUCCCUGGACCAUCCCUACUGUGGAAGUGACGCUGGACACCUGAGAUUUGGGACGACGUGUUAUAGCCGGGCGCAUCCUGUAUCUCAACUUGCAAGUUUUUUUUUUUUCUUUAUCAUUUUUUCUUUAUUUUUCCUCAUGAUCAGGAAUUUUGUCGGAUUCUUGCACAACCCAGGAUCAGCACGCAAACGCACAGCUUUGCACACACACGGGAAAAAUGAUCCCAAUUCGUGCUCACGAGUGAUCUUUUAUGUCUGUGCGCAAAAAAUGUUUUCAUCUUUUGUCUCAGCCUUUAAAGUGCCAAAGUGUCCCUUUUUAUGUUUCUUUAAUAUUUCUCUCUUUUUUUUAAUCCUCUGUCUUUAUGGUGUCACUGGUUAUGAAAUUGCACAUCAGAAAAUGGCAACCAGCAUUAAAUGCAUAUACAUAUAUAUAUUUUUUUCUUUCGAAGACAAGCUGCUUCUCAAACAGCGCAGGAUAACAGAGCGGGAUCACGGUCCAAUCAGUAUGUAGAUAAAUAUAUGUGUAAAGAAUUGGGUGGGUUGGAUGCUCAGAGUGGAGCUUGUGGAACACGAACACACACACACACACACACACACACACACACUUGCACGCUUUGCACAGACAGGAACAAGGCAUAAAGAGAAAGCGGAGUGGUGGUUUUAUUCCCAGUACCCAGAGGCUGAAAGUGACCGAAACACUUUGCUCCCAUGGUGCAUUGCUGCGGGAACGGUACGGGAAACAACAUCUGCAUCUUCGUGCGCUACCUGCUUACACGGGUGUUGCAGUGAUGUCACAAGCCACGAACUCUGAUUGGAUAACGAGGGUGUCUGAUGUUACAGCAGCGACUGUGAUUGGACGGAGCUUGUACUCUGAAAAUGAUCAGGUUCAGCCUUAGAUGAUUUUUCUUUCUUUUUUUUUUUUUUAAACAUACCGAAAUGCUGUUAUGAACAUGCAACACAGAAAAUAAUGGAAGUCGUGGGUCCACUGUCCUCUAGUCCCUGGAAAUUCUGUCCAUAUUUCACUGUAUUCAUGGAGUCUGUCUGUCUGUCUGCAACUAAACCGUCUGUGCCAUCCUGCCUUGCUGUGUGUGUAUAACUAGUUUCUUUGUCCUACUCAAGUUCUUAGCGUCGUGCCGUCACGGCCAGCGUUUCCCAUUCCAGCGCCGUCCGCUCCUGUUUUUCUCACGUAGAUAGACGGGCUUCGUCUAGACGUCUCGUCUGAGCGCUUAUUGCACUUGAAAUAAUUAGUAAAGAAAGUUACAUUUCCAGUCCGAGUAUGUUGCUGAUAAUGUAGAGAGGUGAUGCGUCUUUUUAAAUGUUUUGCUCAGAUUGUUUCAACCACUACAUUUUCUAAGAGAGAGAACAAAAAAUAGUGUGUGUGUGUGUGUGUGUGUAUGUGUGUGUGUGUAUGUGUGAAUGAGUGACGGGAGAGAUUGACUGCUUUUAAGAUAUUGUGCAUUAUGUUUGACUCAGCAGUGCUUCCACACAAUAAAAUCAUCCUUUUACCCGACCAUUAGUUUCAUAAAACAUGCUUUAAAAAUAAUAAAAUAAAAUAAAAAUCCACAGGCCCAACUGACUUCACUUCCUGUAUCUGGGUUUUUCUGGUUGCUGUAAUACACCAGCACCAUGCACACCUUCCACUCCAACCCCAAGACAAGUGCAGUGCAGUAAUAGUGCAAUCCUGUCUUGCUGUCUUCAUGACUCUUUAGUGCUGGAGUGUUUGUGCGGUUUGGCAUAAAAUGUAUUAUUUUAGAGUAAAGCAGUGUCCUAAUGCUGUCGCUGAUUAUCUGGUUUACUCUCAUGGCUUCAGGAAACGGCUUCAUGUUUUUAUCUUUGCACUAAAAUAAGAUUUGCUUUUCUCCCAUGAAAAAUAAUUCUGAUCAAAACAAUUUUAAAAAAAAAGGUUUCUACUAGUUUCAAUUCCUAAAGUCUGCAAAAAAUAAUAAUACAAAUAAAGUGGACUUUCAGUAGUGCAACUUUACACACAGUUCUCCGGUAUUUCCGAAAAAAUAUUCAGUUUUCUGCUUCAUUUAUAAAUAUGAAAACAUGACAUCAGCUGUUCAAAGGAGAUUCUUGUUUAUUUUGGACGCCUUUAGCAUUGUUUUACAGUGUAGUGCGAUUUAAGCCGCGAUAUGUAACUAUUAAAUGUACAAUUUGGUGUGCAAAUGUGUUUAUCAAGUCUAACAGCAAAUAAAGGCACAAAUGAUCUCAUUUAAUCAAAAAUAGUUAUUUAAAGUUUUAACAAGCUCUACAUAAAUUCUCAACCUAGUGUCUUGUUUUUUUUUUAUUUUUUAGUUUGUUUAAUUGGAUUAACAGGUUAAUUUUUGAUUCAGAAUCGAUCUACACUUAAUUGUUUAGAUAAAUUUGCACCAGACGGAGGGUCAAAAACCUUGAAAAUAUACAGGGGUGCGUAGACACAUCCUGUACUUGAAUAAAACUCUGGGUAAAAUACGACUCAAGUGGAAGUCCUCCAAUUACAUUUCUACUUGAUUAACAGUGUGAAAGUUCUCACCUUUUAAGGUUAUUUACUGUAAGUAUCGAAAGUACUGAGCUUGUAUUAGUUCACAGUAGCCUUUACACCAGUACACAAGUCUCUGUGUGUGUGUGUGUGUGUGUGUGUGUGUGUGUGUGCGCCGUGUUCCUUCGCCGUCUGCAGCCGAUUUAGAUUACAAACACUUGCUUUACAUGGCAGCCAGACUAUUCAUACACUUACACAAAACACUCAGCAGGGGGCGAUAAUCCAGUUUAGAUACUACUAGCCACUGUGCUUAUUUAACGCGAUGCCGUGCAUGAAGUAAAAGUACAGAUAUUUGCUGUAUGAUGUAGUGGAGUAAAACAGAACAAAAAAAAAGCGUCCUCUAAUAAAGCUACCCAAGUAAAGUAUCAAAGUAAAAUUGACUUAGUCACCUUCCAUCUGUGAAAAUAUCCCACAGCUUUUGCAAAAAAUACAAAUCGUUUUCAGCAACGCGCAUUUUCAUGAUUAGUGCAGUGCUGCCACCUACUGGACUGGAGUGUGGAGCAGAUUAUCAUCACUUUGUACGCGACAUGACAUUUAAACAAUUUAACAAACAAUUAGUAACUAGUAGUUUUUUUAAAACUUUAAAAAAUCAGAAAGUAAAUAUUAGUGCAGUAGAAUGGAAUUUAAAAUCACGAUGCUCAAAAAUCAAAUUGAAUCAAUAGUUUCCCUGUGAUUCAUAGCUCUAUGGUCGACAUAAAGAAAUCACCAGCUUACAGUAGCCUUCUUCAUGCUUCUAGUCGGUCAAGUCACCGCUGAUCCACAUGUUAAAUGCAAAGAAAAAAGUAAAAAAGACUGUUGUAAAUAAUUGCAGUGGACAUGGACCAGCGUCCCUCAUCUCUCUUGUCUUCUGCAUUUGUUCUGGAUUGUUUUGGAGGUUAGUUAUCAAACGUUGAACCUUUAAAAACCGAUCCUGUUGUAGCCUGUUGCAGGUCAUUUAAAAGGCAUUUAUGUAAAGUAUAAACCUCGACCCAGAGACUAGAAACCCGCUAUUUUUUUGGCCUAUUGUGUUAAGCCUCUCCAUGUACAACUCAACACUUUGAACAGACUGAAUAACUUUUGUUUAUUUCACAUGAAACACCUUAAUGAGACGACGAAGCAGCACUGCAAGGCAAAACAUAACCACUCGCUAUGAUAUCAAAUAUCGGCAUUCAGUCGUGCUCAUUAUUUUUUCUGGAUCUGUAGGAUUUUGUUUUCAUAACUGGACCUGGAAUUUUAGUUUGACUCGCCCUGUGUUCUCUCUUUCUCUCUCUCUCUCUCUCUCUCUCUCUGUAUGUGUGUCUCUCUCAUGUCCUCACAUUGACCUCCAGACAUCACAUGUUCAUGACCAUAAACUGACUCCAGUCAAAACGCAUUCAUUGAAAGACUAAAGAAACGAGCAAUAACAAAUCCAGGCGCAAUCAGCGACAGAGAAAUCGCUCCUGUAGAGAUUCGAAUAAAAAUUCAAAAAAUUUCAAAAGUCCCCCUUUUUGGUUAGACGUGUUGAGUUGUGUUUGUGUAACUUAUAAACUCUUGUAAGUCUGUAAAGGUCAUGCUGAAACACUCCGGUGGUUUACUUUUCUUUUGUUUAUUUGCUCUUAAUCACAUCCAUUGCACUCCAUUGGUUUCCUUCUCAGUGGGGAAAAAGACAAAAAAGCAAAAAUUGACGCAUAUUUGUUUUUUCAGCGAAUGUACAGCCAGAGAGUCUAUGUGUAUAUAUUUGUAAAGGUUUCUUUUUUACCCAAAAAUAAAGUUUCUAGUUUUAACACUUUGGAGGAGAGAGAAGAAAUAAAUGCAAAAUCCGAAUAUGUAUCUUUUGCUUUGUGCCUUUAUCAUUCCAAUGUCUUUGAUUUUUUUUUUUUUUUACAUACAAAAUGGCCUGAAGUGUGUUAACAUGAGUUGAAUACUGAAUUUAGAAUUUUUCCUCUUUUUCAUGGUCUCCUAUUUUUUGUCUACCAGUGUUUUUUUUUUUUUUGUUUGUUUUUUUUUCAAUUUGUCUGGGAUUUUUUAGGAGAAAGAUCCUUAUUUGGGAUUCUUGUAUUGGAAAAACGUAUUUAAAAUAUCUUGUAAUUUUGUAAAGUUGGCCUUUAAUUUUAUUCCCUUUAUAUUUUAUCACCUUUUUUAUUAUUUUAUUUGUUUGUAUCUUUCCACUGUACGCUCCUGGAGAGUUUUGUUGUUGUCUUUUUUCAUGUUUUAAAUGACAUUUUGUUUAUCUAUCUAUAUAUCUAUCUUUGCCAGUAAUAAUUAAUGCAAAUCCACUAAUUUUCAUCAUUCUGCAGUUAUUACGUAGAUAUGUUAUAGAUCAUAAUGCUUAAAAUGUGUAUUGUAGGUGCAUUGGGUUCAGGUUCAUAACUGCUGUUCCUCACUCCGACCUCCCGAACUCGCCAGUGUCUUCUUUAUACGUUGCCAAAGAUAGACAGACCUAGACAGUCCUGGGUCUCGGAUACACACACACACACACAUACACAGAUAUAUAUAUACACUCCUCACAUCUAAUACAGUAGGUGUAGAAUUAAUCAUGAGUACAGUCUCACACACACACACACACACCGUUAUGAGUCUGCACACUCAACCAUGGGACACUUUUAUUUUAUAUCUUUGCUAGAGCAGUGUCUGUGAGUGGUGUGUGAGAGAGCGAGUGUGUAUACACACACACACACACACACACACGGCUAUUUUAGCAUCCAACUUUUUGUGCAUGUUUAAGCUAAGCGCGUUGUGCAUGUUGUUAGAGAGCUCUCCUCCGGCUGCCGAGUCGACAGCAGAUCAUGUAUUCCACUUAAGUAAUAAAACGUGUGUAACAUGAUCCAA
Messenger RNA from Clarias gariepinus (North African catfish), 9420 nucleotides. It is a transcript of the gene luzp1, whose product is annotated as leucine zipper protein 1. The coding region runs from base 804 to 3836 and encodes 1010 amino acids. The transcript is spliced from 5 exons. NCBI's taxonomy places the organism in Eukaryota, Metazoa, Chordata, Actinopteri, Siluriformes, Clariidae. The record is from RefSeq and is a predicted model, not a curated record.